Molecule: messenger RNA, 7447 nt
Organism: Mus pahari (shrew mouse)
Lineage: Eukaryota; Metazoa; Chordata; Mammalia; Rodentia; Muridae
Gene: Myo7a
Product: myosin VIIA
Exons: 48
Coding region: 240-6677 (2145 amino acids)
Cellular component (GO): cytoskeleton; myosin complex
Molecular function (GO): ATP binding; protein binding; cytoskeletal motor activity
Source: RefSeq, a predicted model, not a curated record
CUGAACAGAAAGAAAGAGUGACCCAGGGAGACAAGAAACAGAGUAGGCCAAGGGAAGUCCACAGCAACAUCAGAGCAAGACUCAAGUUGGGGUGAAGUAUUUGCAGGCUCCAGCCUCAGCUUCCAGAGUCCUCCUGACCUGUGACCCCUGGCUCCAGGCUGGGAGGUGGUGACUCGGAGGGUGUGGAUAAAACCCAGAACUGUGUCUGGUCACUCCAGCAGGUGUGCUGACGUAGAACCAUGGUUAUUCUACAAAAGGGGGACUAUGUAUGGAUGGACCUGAAGUCGGGCCAGGAGUUCGAUGUGCCCAUCGGGGCUGUGGUGAAGCUCUGCGACUCUGGGCAGAUCCAAGUGGUGGAUGAUGAAGACAACGAACACUGGAUUUCCCCUCAAAAUGCCACGCACAUCAAGCCGAUGCACCCCACAUCGGUGCACGGCGUGGAGGACAUGAUCCGCCUGGGGGAUCUCAACGAGGCAGGCAUUCUUCGCAACCUUCUCAUUCGCUACCGGGACCACCUCAUCUACACGUACACGGGUUCCAUCCUGGUGGCCGUGAACCCCUACCAGCUGCUCUCCAUCUACUCACCAGAGCACAUCCGCCAGUACACCAACAAGAAGAUAGGGGAGAUGCCCCCCCACAUCUUCGCCAUUGCAGACAACUGCUACUUCAACAUGAAACGCAACAGCCGGGACCAGUGCUGUAUCAUCAGCGGGGAGUCAGGAGCUGGCAAGACAGAGAGCACAAAGUUGAUCCUGCAGUUCCUGGCGGCCAUCAGUGGACAGCACUCAUGGAUCGAGCAGCAGGUGCUGGAGGCCACCCCGAUCCUGGAAGCAUUUGGGAAUGCCAAGACCAUCCGCAACGACAACUCCAGCCGCUUUGGCAAGUACAUUGACAUCCACUUUAACAAGCGUGGUGCCAUUGAGGGCGCCAAAAUAGAGCAGUAUCUGCUGGAGAAGUCACGCGUCUGCCGCCAGGCCCCUGAUGAGAGGAACUAUCACGUGUUCUACUGUAUGCUGGAGGGCAUGAGUGAGGAGGAGAAGAAGAAGCUGGACCUAGGCCAGGCCGCUGACUACAACUACUUGGCCAUGGGUAACUGCAUCACCUGUGAGGGCCGCGUGGACAGUCAGGAGUAUGCCAACAUCCGCUCCGCCAUGAAGGUCCUCAUGUUCACAGACACGGAGAACUGGGAGAUCUCGAAGCUUCUGGCCGCCAUCCUACACAUGGGCAAUCUGCAGUACGAGGCCCGGACAUUUGAGAACUUGGAUGCGUGCGAAGUCCUCUUCUCCCCAUCGCUGGCCACGGCAGCUUCUCUGCUCGAGGUGAACCCCCCAGACCUGAUGAGCUGCCUAACCAGCCGCACCCUUAUCACCCGUGGGGAGACGGUGUCCACCCCUCUCAGCAGGGAACAGGCACUGGAUGUGCGAGAUGCCUUUGUCAAGGGCAUAUAUGGGCGGCUCUUUGUGUGGAUUGUGGAGAAGAUCAACGCAGCAAUCUACAAGCCACCCCCCUUGGAAGUGAAGAACUCUCGCCGGUCCAUCGGUCUCCUGGACAUCUUUGGAUUUGAGAACUUCACUGUGAAUAGCUUCGAGCAGCUCUGCAUUAAUUUUGCCAAUGAGCACCUGCAGCAAUUCUUCGUGAGGCACGUGUUCAAGCUGGAGCAGGAGGAGUAUGACCUGGAGAGCAUCGACUGGCUGCACAUUGAGUUCACUGACAACCAGGACGCACUGGACAUGAUUGCCAACCGGCCUAUGAACGUCAUCUCCCUCAUCGAUGAGGAGAGCAAGUUCCCCAAGGGCACGGAUGCCACCAUGCUGCAUAAGCUGAAUUCACAGCACAAGCUCAAUGCCAACUAUGUGCCACCCAAGAACAGCCACGAGACCCAGUUUGGAAUCAACCACUUUGCGGGUGUUGUCUACUAUGAGAGUCAAGGCUUCCUGGAGAAGAACCGAGACACCCUGCACGGGGACAUCAUCCAGCUGGUCCACUCUUCCCGGAACAAGUUCGUAAAGCAGAUUUUCCAGGCCGACGUUGCCAUGGGUGCCGAGACCAGGAAGCGCUCGCCUACACUCAGCAGCCAGUUUAAGAGGUCUCUGGAGCUGCUGAUGCGCACACUGGGCGCCUGCCAGCCCUUCUUUGUGCGCUGCAUCAAACCCAACGAGUUCAAGAAGCCCAUGCUCUUCGACCGGCACCUGUGCGUACGCCAGCUGCGCUAUUCGGGCAUGAUGGAGACGAUCCGCAUCCGCCACGCAGGCUACCCCAUCCGCUACAGCUUUGUGGAGUUUGUGGAGCGCUACCGGGUGCUGCUGCCUGGCGUGAAGCCAGCAUACAAGCAGGGUGACCUCCGAGGAACUUGCCAGCGCAUGGCUGAGGCUGUGCUGGGCACGCACGAUGACUGGCAGAUUGGCAAAACCAAGAUCUUUCUGAAGGACCACCAUGACAUGUUGCUGGAGGUGGAGCGGGACAAGGCCAUCACAGACAGAGUCAUCCUCCUGCAGAAGGUCAUCCGGGGCUUCAAAGACAGGUCCAACUUCCUGAGACUGAAGAGUGCCGCCACACUGAUCCAGAGGCAUUGGCGGGGCCACCACUGUAGGAAAAACUAUGAGCUGAUUCGUCUUGGCUUCCUGCGGCUGCAGGCCCUGCACCGCUCCCGGAAGCUGCACAAGCAGUACCGACUGGCCAGACAACGCAUAAUAGAGUUCCAGGCCCGCUGCCGGGCCUACCUGGUGCGCAAGGCCUUCCGCCACCGCCUCUGGGCCGUGAUCACCGUGCAGGCCUAUGCACGAGGCAUGAUUGCCCGCCGGCUACACCGGCGCCUCCGGGUUGAGUACCGGAGGCGCCUCGAGGCAGAGAGGAUGCGGCUGGCAGAGGAGGAGAAGCUACGAAAGGAGAUGAGUGCCAAGAAGGCCAAAGAGGAGGCUGAGCGCAAGCAUCAGGACCUGGAGCGUGGCCGGAGGGAGAUGGUGGAAGAGGAUGUUGACGCUGCCCUGCCCCUGCCUGAUGAGGACGAGGAGGACCUUUCUGAGUACAAAUUCGCCAAGUUUGCUGCCACCUACUUCCAGGGCACGACCACACACUCCUACACCCGGAGGCCUCUCAAGCAGCCGCUGCUCUACCACGACGAUGAGGGUGACCAGCUGGCGGCACUGGCUGUCUGGAUCACCAUCCUCCGGUUCAUGGGGGACCUCCCAGAGCCCAAGUACCACACAGCCAUGAGCGACGGCAGUGAGAAGAUCCCUGUGAUGACAAAGAUCUACGAGACCCUAGGCAAGAAGACAUACAAGAGGGAGCUGCAGGCCUUGCAGGGCGAGGGUGAGACCCAGCUCCCCGAGGGGCAGAAGAAGACCAGUGUGAGACACAAGUUGGUACACUUGACACUGAAGAAGAAGUCCAAACUCACAGAAGAGGUGACCAAGAGGCUACACGAUGGGGAAUCCACAGUACAGGGCAACAGCAUGCUGGAGGAUCGACCCACCUCAAAUCUAGAGAAGCUGCACUUCAUCAUCGGCAACGGCAUCCUGCGGCCUGCGCUGCGGGACGAGAUUUACUGCCAGAUCAGUAAGCAGCUCACGCACAACCCAUCCAAGAGCAGCUAUGCCAGGGGCUGGAUCCUCGUGUCGCUCUGUGUGGGCUGCUUCGCCCCCUCUGAAAAGUUCGUUAAGUACCUGCGGAACUUCAUCCACGGAGGCCCACCCGGCUAUGCCCCCUACUGUGAGGAGCGCCUGAGGAGGACCUUUGUCAACGGAACUCGGACACAGCCACCCAGCUGGUUGGAGCUGCAGGCCACCAAGUCCAAGAAGCCCAUCAUGCUGCCCGUGACCUUCAUGGAUGGGACCACCAAGACCCUACUAACAGACUCAGCAACCACAGCCAAGGAGCUGUGCAAUGCUCUGGCUGACAAGAUCUCACUCAAGGACCGCUUUGGCUUCUCCCUCUACAUUGCCCUGUUUGAUAAGGUGUCCUCCCUGGGCAGUGGCAGUGACCAUGUCAUGGAUGCCAUCUCCCAGUGUGAGCAGUACGCCAAGGAGCAGGGUGCCCAGGAGCGCAACGCCCCAUGGAGGCUCUUCUUUAGAAAGGAGGUCUUCACACCCUGGCACAACCCCUCAGAGGACAACGUGGCCACCAACCUCAUCUACCAGCAGGUGGUGCGAGGAGUCAAGUUUGGGGAGUACAGGUGUGAGAAGGAGGAUGACCUGGCAGAGCUGGCUUCUCAGCAGUAUUUUGUGGACUAUGGUUCUGAGAUGAUUCUGGAGCGUCUGCUGAGCCUCGUGCCCACUUACAUUCCUGACCGUGAGAUCACGCCGCUGAAGAAUCUUGAGAAGUGGGCACAGCUGGCCAUUGCUGCCCACAAGAAGGGAAUUUAUGCCCAGAGGAGAACUGAUGCCCAGAAGGUCAAAGAGGAUGUGGUCAAUUAUGCCCGUUUCAAGUGGCCCUUGCUCUUCUCCAGGUUUUACGAAGCCUACAAAUUCUCAGGCCCUCCCCUCCCCAAGAGCGACGUCAUUGUGGCUGUCAACUGGACGGGUGUGUACUUCGUGGACGAGCAGGAGCAGGUGCUUCUGGAGCUCUCCUUCCCGGAGAUCAUGGCUGUGUCCAGCAGUAGGGAGUGCCGCGUCUUGCUCUCACUGGGCUGCUCUGACUUGGGCUGUGCCACUUGUCACUCGGGCCGGGCAGGGAUGACCCCGGCUGGACCCUGUUCCCCGUGUUGGUCCUGUAGGGGAGCAAAGCUGAUGGCCCCCAGCUUUACCCUGGCCACCAUCAAGGGGGACGAGUACACCUUCACAUCCAGCAAUGCCGAGGACAUCCGUGACCUGGUGGUCAUCUUUCUGGAGGGGCUACGGAAGAGGUCUAAGUAUGUGGUGGCACUGCAGGACAAUCCUAACCCUGCUGGUGAGGAGUCAGGCUUCCUUAGCUUCGCCAAGGGAGACCUCAUCAUCCUCGACCACGAUACCGGUGAGCAGGUCAUGAACUCAGGCUGGGCCAACGGCAUCAACGAGAGGACCAAGCAGCGUGGAGACUUCCCCACUGACUGUGUAUACGUCAUGCCCACUGUCACCUUGCCACCAAGGGAGAUUGUGGCCCUGGUCACUAUGACACCAGACCAGAGGCAGGAUGUCGUCCGGCUCCUGCAGCUGCGCACAGCAGAGCCAGAGGUGCGCGCCAAGCCCUACACACUGGAGGAGUUCUCCUACGACUACUUCAGGCCCCCACCCAAGCACACGCUGAGCCGUGUCAUGGUGUCCAAGGCCCGCGGUAAGGACAGGCUGUGGAGCCACACACGAGAGCCCCUCAAGCAGGCCCUGCUCAAGAAGAUCCUGGGCAGUGAAGAACUCUCCCAGGAAGCCUGCAUGGCCUUUGUAGCUGUGCUCAAGUACAUGGGCGACUACCCAUCCAAGAGGACGCGAUCCGUCAAUGAGCUCACCGACCAGAUCUUUGAGUGGGCACUCAAGGCUGAGCCCCUCAAGGAUGAGGCCUAUGUGCAGAUCCUGAAGCAGCUGACUGACAAUCAUAUCAGGUACAGCGAAGAGAGGGGCUGGGAGCUGCUAUGGCUGUGCACAGGCCUCUUCCCACCCAGCAACAUCCUCCUGCCUCAUGUUCAGCGCUUUCUGCAGUCCCGCAAGCACUGUCCUCUUGCCAUCGACUGCCUGCAGAGGCUCCAGAAAGCCUUGAGAAAUGGCUCCCGGAAGUACCCUCCACACCUGGUGGAGGUGGAGGCCAUCCAGCACAAGACUACCCAGAUAUUCCACAAGGUCUACUUCCCCGAUGACACGGACGAGGCUUUUGAGGUGGAGUCCAGCACCAAGGCCAAGGACUUCUGCCAGAACAUCGCCAGCAGGCUGCUUCUCAAGUCUUCUGAGGGAUUCAGCCUUUUUGUCAAAAUCGCAGAUAAGGUCAUCAGCGUCCCAGAGAAUGACUUCUUCUUUGACUUUGUUCGACACCUGACAGACUGGAUAAAGAAAGCACGGCCCAUCAAGGACGGAAUCGUGCCCUCACUAACCUACCAGGUGUUCUUCAUGAAGAAGCUGUGGACCACCACAGUGCCGGGCAAGGACCCCAUGGCUGACUCCAUCUUCCACUAUUACCAGGAACUGCCCAAAUAUCUCCGAGGCUACCACAAGUGCACCCGGGAGGAGGUGCUGCAGCUGGGCGCACUCAUCUACAGGGUCAAGUUUGAGGAGGACAAAUCCUACUUUCCUAGCAUCCCCAAGCUGCUGAGGGAGCUGGUGCCCCAGGACCUGAUCCGGCAGGUCUCACCUGAUGACUGGAAACGGUCUAUUGUCGCCUACUUCAACAAGCAUGCGGGGAAGUCCAAGGAGGAAGCCAAGCUGGCCUUCCUCAAGCUCAUCUUCAAGUGGCCCACCUUUGGCUCAGCCUUCUUUGAGGUGAAGCAAACUACAGAACCAAACUUCCCGGAGAUUCUCUUAAUUGCCAUCAACAAGUACGGAGUCAGCCUCAUUGAUCCCAGAUCCAAGGACAUCCUGACUACUCAUCCCUUCACCAAGAUCUCCAACUGGAGCAGUGGCAACACCUACUUCCACAUCACCAUUGGAAACUUGGUCCGUGGGAGCAAACUGCUCUGUGAGACAUCGCUGGGAUACAAAAUGGAUGAUCUUCUGACGUCCUACAUCAGCCAGAUGCUCACAGCCAUGAGCAAACAGAGGAACUCCAGGAGCGGGAGGUGAACCGUAGAGGAGACGCUGGCUCAGGCCUUGGCCAUGUAGGCAGGGAGGCUGGACUGAUCGUAUCUGCUGGGCAUCUGACCUGCCUGCCACGAGGUCCAUACUCUUCUGCAUCCACCUGUGGCUUCUGGGUUUGCUGUCACCCUACUUUGUUGUGGCCUUCCUGGUGUAAGAGUCUGUGUUCCUUGGUCACCUCUCCUGAUUCAGACCAGCUCCAUCAAGCAACCUCUUUUGACUUUCUGUAUAUGGAUAGUGCAGAGGAAUCAAGGACAACUUAGCUCUCUCCAUACUUGGAACAACCACACUAUUUGUGCGUUGAACUGAUGCUCUGAAUUCCAAGGGACUGGGCUCAGGGUCUCGGCACUGGCCCCUGUCACAAGCACUACCGUUAAGGACUCUCUGGAGGACGCUUCAGCAUCAGCUGCCCCAGGAAGCCCCUAGACUACCUCCUGAGUCUGGACAAAGCCUCCCGAUUCUACCUGGAUCACUCCUGUUAUGUGACAGUUAUGUGGUGGGUCCCUGCUAAAAUCUCCCUGACCACCUGAGGGUAUAAAGCAUGUGUCUUAUCCUCUGGUCUCACGGUGAUCUUUGCUGGGGAGACGAUGUGGGAUCGGGGUGCAGACCUGUAGGGGUGGCCUGUGAAGCCACUUCUUCCACCUGCCUGAGCAAGCUGCUUCACCUUGGGUUUUGUCAUGCUUAGGCCAAGGCUUCCUUGAGUCUUAAAAGACCACUUGGGACAGAGGGGUUGGGGGAAGCGAUUGCUACUGGCCAGA